This is a messenger RNA of Fusarium redolens, 2145 nucleotides long. Its product is annotated as heterokaryon incompatibility protein-domain-containing protein. The record is from RefSeq and is a predicted model, not a curated record. Bases 1 to 2145 code for a protein of 714 amino acids. Lineage: Eukaryota; Fungi; Ascomycota; Sordariomycetes; Hypocreales; Nectriaceae. The transcript has 4 exons.
AUGGCAACUGCGCACCGCCCUCAGCAGCUAUGCGCGCCACGCAGCACCCUGACGUUUGUCAUGCUUCGAGACGGCUAUACUCACCCAUUGGCAUAUCGCGACACGAUUAUAUCUGGGAAAACAUGCGCAUUAUGUCGGUUGAUGAUUUGCUCAACUGGCAAGCUUUUAGUCAACCUUGACUCCUACAAGAUGCACAAUCAAUAUGACUCUUUGACUCCCAGAUUACCCGAGCUGUCAGCAGUUUCCAGGGAAGAAAGUACAAUCUCAGGGCAAUCGCCACUCAUUGAAAAGUUGAAACAACUGGCCGAGUUGAACUGGAGCACGAGCCAAUAUAUCAGUGACCUCAAGAACAGCUGGGAGGUAAGAAAGGGAAACUUCAACGAUCGUGAGACAAUUCAGAUUACAGCUCCAGCAGACUCGUUAUAUGGAGCCCACGGCUUUGUGCCGCUCACCGAUAUAGAACCGGCAUCAUCUAAAAGAAACUACAGAGUGCUUCGAAAAUGGCUCUCUACCUGCAUGGCCAGCCAUGAAGGGUGUCACUUAUCACACUCCAUGACAGAUGAAUCAGCCGAAGAGACCACGGUGCUACCGACCAGAGUUAUCGAUGUGGGCGAUGUAAAAGAGCAUCGGGCUAAGCCACGUCUCUUCGUGUCGAACAAGGCAUCAGGACAGUACAUUGCCCUGAGCCAUCGUUGGAGCAAAGAAGUCGCAACAAAACUGAAGAGUGACAACCUCAGCCGAUACCAGAAAGAGCUCCCGGUGAAUGAUAUGCCGCCCACAUUUCAGGACGCUAUUGAAGUAACACGCCAACUUGGUUUCCGUUAUCUUUGGAUCGACUCGCUCUGUAUCAUCCAAGACGACGAGUCUGAUUGGUCGCACGAGUCCCAUAGGAUGGGAACCAUCUUUGAAGAGGCCGUUUGCACAAUCGCUGCUGUCGAUUCCGUGGACGACAACGGGAUCGACCACGGUUUGUUUCUACCACGAGACACCGAUCCGCUUUCAGUCAAACUCACGAUUCCCUACAAGAAAGUACCUCUCAGCAAGCUAUCCCAGCGAGCAUUUAAAACCCAUACUUCGGUCUAUGUUUGGAAGAAGCAAUGGCUAAGGGAAAUACCAACCAUAAAAACUUGCGACAAAAACACCAUCACGAUUCGUCCACGCAUUGUGUCGUCUUAUGAGAGACUCCUCUCUCGACGACUGAUAUAUUACACCAAGAACAAGCUCUCCUGGUCUUGCUUCACGGAAAGUGGUGAGGAGGAGGGCGGUGAUCCCAAACAGGCUGCCAGGACUCCUCUGCUUCCGCUGUGGAGAAGAAGUUACUAUCCAAUUUUCCGGACUUGGGAGCCCAUCAUUUCAGAUUACCAACGCUGCCAGUUGACGUUUAGCAAAGAUAGGUUGGCCGCUGUUGGUGGUAUUUCUGCUCGGCUAGAAGCCCACUUCUCGUGCAAGAUCUACGCCGGAAUCGUGUUCCAAUCGCCGUGCGACGCGGCGGAGAAUUUGCUCUGGUAUGCCAGUAAGGCGCCUUUGCGGACGUUUAACGAGUUCCACGCGCCUUCCUGGACCUGGGUCGCUUUUAAUGGCGAGACAUCAUUCUUCAUGCCGACACCACCUGGAACUAGCGACCUUUUGAUAAGUAGGCUAGACUUCAAGACUCGUAAUCAGUCCGAGUCGACGGAUCCAUCGAAGGACUGCAAAGGAACUUGUGUGUCUGGGAGUGUUUCCUUUGAAGGUCCGGCCGAAAAACUUACUCGGCAAUGCAAGCUGAAGGAUUUGAAAAUUGCAGGAGGUCCGAUCGACCCAAUUAGCGAAAGAGAGAUCCUGGCUGGAAUUCUAGGCCGUGCUCUUGUGCCGAAUAUCGUCAUACCGCGGUUUGGCGAAUUGGGAAAGGAAGUUCGAAUGCCAUAUAACCCACCAGUGCCAGAUCACACAGAGAUACUGGAAGACAAAUGCGGCUGCAUCGUCGGGUUUUUUAUACCGGAUCUUGAGGAAGAGCUUGAGCAGGCUACAGGUGAGCAACAGAUCAUAUGUGUGGGCGUAAAGCGCUAUCAGGACCAGUACCGGGAAUUCAACUCAAGAGAUCGUGGCUGUAUGUUUCAACCGCGUUCCAAGGAUUUCAAAUCAGAAUUUAUGGGCAGGGGAGCAUGA